GUAAGUUCUUAUGCUCCACAUCUCAAGUCUGUUCUUUAAGGAUGACUUUGGAAGCAUUUGCCACCAAGGUAGGCAAGCAAAUUCAAAUGUGCAUCUAUUUGAUAAUGAUAGGAGUUUGAAAGCAAUUGAACUUGCGCACUAUAAAAGUAGCAUUUAAUCUCCAUUAUUAUUUGACAACGUAUUGGGAUGCCAAUGGAUAUCAGAACCAGAAGCAUUUGUGCUUUAAAUGGCUUCAUGUUCUUCCUUUUCAUCUUCUUACUCUGCUUCCUUCCUUCACAUUAUCAUUGUGCUCAAGUUGAUAAGCUAACUCCUCUGCGACCGUUAGCGCAGGGGCAAACUCUAGUUUCCCCUGGCCACGUUUUCGAGUUAGGCUUCUUCAGUCCUAAUAACUCUGCUAACAAGUAUGUGGGAAUAUGGCACAAGGAUAUAUCUCCUCGGAAGGUUGUAUGGGUAGCCAACAGAGAAAAUCCUCUAGCAGUUGCAGACACCUCGGCGAGUUUGAUACUUGGUAGCAAUGGGAAUCUGAAUCUUGUAGAUGGGAAACUCAAGUCUGUAUGGUCUACUAAUGUUACUUUGGCGUCAUCACCGAAUACUAGUUCAGUUUCUGCAGUUCUUUUGGACAGUGGAAACUUUGUUGUCAGCGCUCCUAUGGGAGCUGACUCAGCUGAGUUAUGGAAGAGCUUUGAUUAUCCUGGUGACACGGUCCUGCCAAACAUGGUGUUGCGAUACGACAAGUUUGGAAAGGGGAAUUUCUUGAGUUCUUGGAAAACAGAGAAUGAUCCAUCACCAGGGAAAUACUUGCUUGGAUUAGCGCCCCAGACGCCAUCACAAGUGUUCAUUUGGAUCAAUAAUGGAUCAAAUGAUUCACAUUCCAUUCCUUACUGGAGAAGUGGUCCAUGGGAUAAGUCCAGCUUCAUUGGUGUACCGGAAAUGGAUCACAGAUAUAUAAACGGAUUCAGUGUAGUUGAUAACUUAAAGCAGGGGACACAGGAUUUCUCUUAUAGCUUAUAUGACAAACCUGUGGCGUACAUAUACAUCUCUCCAGAAGGAAUAGUGAGGCUUGCAUUUUCGAAGAAUGAUGGGAAGUGGUAUGUUUAUUGGCAGACACCAAAGAAUUCAUGUGACCUUUAUGGCGCUUGUGGACCUUAUGGAGUUUGCACAGCUUCUUCGUCUCCAAUCUGUAAGUGUUUAAAAGGUUUUGUACCAAAGUCAAGUGCUGAAUGGAGCAAAGGAAACUGGACAGGAGGGUGUGUGAGGAAGACCAAAUUGUUUUGUGAGAGACAAACAAAUAAGUCAGUUUCAUCAGGAGGGAAACAAGAUGAUGAUGAUGGGUUUUGGAAGAUGGUGAAGUUGAAAAUACCAGAUUCUCAUGAGUUCAUUACUGCUUUCAAUGCUGAAGAAACCUCCAAAGAUUGCAAACUGCGGUGCCUAAAUAACUGUUCUUGCGUUGCUUAUGCAUUUCUUAAUAAUAUAGGGUGUUUGGUGUGGUCCAAGGAUCUUAUUGAUAUACAACAGUUUUCGGCAUCUGUGGGAGUAGAAGUUUACAUUCGCCUAGCACACUCUGAACUAGCUGAAGGAAAGCCAAUAAAGUUAAUUGCCAGCCUUACAGCUAUUGGUUUUGUGAGUAUCGUGGCAGCCAUAGUUUUCGGUUUUCACAGGAGGCGAGCUAACCAGAAGAAGAUCAAACAAACGACACAGAACUUUGAACAUGGUAUGAAUAAGAGUUCAGGAGAUGGCGGUCUCCGAGAAUAUAUAGGAAAGCACGAUGAGCUCAAGAUCUAUGAUUUUGAUAGCAUACUAACUGCCACAAACAAUUUCAGUCUCGCAAACAAACUCGGACAAGGAGGAUUCGGCCCGGUUUAUAAGGGUAUGCUACAAGAUGGGAAGGAAGUAGCAGUAAAGCGACUAUCUAGUAGCUCUGGACAAGGCAUUGAAGAAUUCAAGAAUGAGAUGCUGAUGAUCUCCAAUCUUCAACACAAGAAUCUUGUUAGGAUCAUGGGUUGCUGCGUUAAAGAGGAUGAGAAGUUGCUGAUCUACGAGUUCAUGCCAAACAAAAGCUUGGAUACUUAUCUAUUCGAUACGAGAAAGAGAGCAGUGCUUGAUUGGGCGACACGCUUCAAUAUCAUUCAGGGUGUUGCUAGAGGGCUUAUUUAUCUGCACCAUGAUUCCUAUGUGAAGGUAAUACAUAGAGAUCUGAAAGUCAGCAACAUUCUCUUGGAUGAGAAAAUGAAUCCAAAAAUUUCAGAUUUUGGAUUGGCACGGAUAGUUGAAGGAACACAAAAUCUAGAGAAUACCCAGAGAGUUGUUGGAACACGUGGCUACAUGGCUCCGGAAUAUGCCAUGGGCGGAAUGUUUUCUGAAAAAUCCGACGUCUAUAGCUUCGGGGUCCUGGUGUUGGAGAUUAUCAGCAGCAAGAAGAAUACCAGCUUCUCUAUAUAUGACCAACAACUUGGCUUUUUAGCCUUUGCAUGGAACUUGUGGAAUGAAGAUAGGGCAAUGGAGCUGGUAGAUGAAAUAUUAGGUGAUUCAUAUUCCUUGUCAGAAGUAUUGAAAUGCGUGCAUAUAGGGCUUCUAUGUGUACAAGACAAUGCCGUGGAUAGGCCAACCAUGGCGGACAUAGCUUUGAUGUUAAGUAGUGAGAAGGACGGUCCACAACCUAAGCUGCCUUUGUUUACCAUCCAAAACUCAGCUUAUCAUCCUCAACCACACUCUUCUGAGAAUACAAACUCCUCCAAAAAUGAAGCUAGCAUUACAAUGAUUGAAGGAAGAUGAACAAUACCAAAUUGUUAUGUGAAAGUUUUCAUUUUUGUGUAAGGAAAAACAACCUGUUGGCCUAGGGUAGUAUAGAUGUGUUGUUCUGUUGCACGUUCAUUGUUACGUAUACACUCUAGCCUGUAUGAACAAUCUUGCUUUCUAAAGUUAUCUCU
Argentina anserina (silverweed cinquefoil) is the source of this 2927-nucleotide messenger RNA. RefSeq names its product G-type lectin S-receptor-like serine/threonine-protein kinase SD1-29. Gene Ontology annotation, biological process: recognition of pollen; protein phosphorylation. The record is from RefSeq and is a predicted model, not a curated record. NCBI's taxonomy places the organism in Eukaryota, Viridiplantae, Streptophyta, Magnoliopsida, Rosales, Rosaceae. Gene Ontology annotation, molecular function: protein serine/threonine kinase activity; ATP binding. The transcript has 7 exons. Bases 187 to 2772 code for a protein of 861 amino acids.